Myxocyprinus asiaticus (Chinese sucker) is the source of this 5377-nucleotide messenger RNA. RefSeq names its product sodium/potassium/calcium exchanger 4-like. Gene Ontology annotation, cellular component: membrane. Gene Ontology annotation, biological process: intracellular calcium ion homeostasis; calcium ion transmembrane transport. The transcript is spliced from 17 exons. The coding region runs from base 67 to 1884 and encodes 605 amino acids. The record is from RefSeq and is a predicted model, not a curated record. Gene Ontology annotation, molecular function: calcium channel activity; calcium, potassium:sodium antiporter activity. Lineage: Eukaryota; Metazoa; Chordata; Actinopteri; Cypriniformes; Catostomidae.
GGCCGAUUUCCUACCGUCACGGCCAUCUGUGUGGUUUCGAUUCAGAGGUGAAUUGCACACACUAAAAUGACUCAACAAUCGGCACUAUCAACCAUGGAGCUGGAGCAGAGCUGCAGUACUAUAUCUAAAAAGAGCAUGAUCACCAAAAUCUUUAAAGUUCGCAAAAGGAGAGAAAUGCUGUUAGUGCAGGUGUGCUUCAUAUGCAGCGUCCUGUUCGUGGCGUGGAGCUUGUCAGCGUUGCUCACAAAAACAGGUCAUGGGCUGGUCCUUCAGGAGAGGUUUGACGCACCCAAAGAUCAUCUGGGCCGCAGACUUAUGGCCAUAGUAGGAGACAAUGAGACUGAGGAGAAGAACUGCACAGAGCCAGCCAUCCACGAGUUUCCCGAGGAUGUGUUCACCAACCGACAGCGUACACAAGGAGCUGUACUGCUACACAUAUUUGCGGCUCUAUAUAUGUUUCUAGCCCUCGCCAUUGUUUGUGAUGACUACUUUGUGACCUCUCUAGAGAAGAUCUGUGAGAAACUGCACCUGAGUGAAGAUGUAGCAGGAGCGACCUUCAUGGCAGCUGGAAGCUCCGCCCCCGAGCUGUUUGCUUCUAUAAUUGGUGUAUUUAUUACACAUGGAGAUGUGGGGGUGGGCACCAUUGUAGGCUCAGCCGUGUUCAACAUCCUGUGCAUCAUCGGUGUGUGUGGGAUAUUCGCCGGACAAGUUGUUUUUCUCACCAAGUUUUCCGUGUUCAGAGACUCCAUCUACUACAUUUUUUCUGUGGUCGCACUUAUUGCAUUUAUUUAUGAUGAGAAGAUUGUGUGGUGGGAGAGUCUGGUGCUGAUCAUCAUGUAUGUUGGCUACAUCAUCAUCAUGAAGUUUAACACUAGCCUGCAGAACUACUUUGCGGGGAAGGAGGAUAAGGGCGUAGCCAACGGUAACACGGUCAUCAGCGAGAUGGAAGAUGUAAAGCCUAGUAAAACAUACACUCGGGGGUCUGUGGUGAUGGUGGAUGAGAUGAUGAAUUCUAGUCCUCCGCACUAUCGCUUCCCUGAGGCUGGCCUGAGGGUCAUGAUCACCAACCACUUUGGACCCAAGACACGUCUGCGAAUGGCAAGCCGCCUCAUCAUCAACGAGCAACAGCGGCUGGUGAAGACGGCUAAUGGUGUUGAUGCAGUGCUGGUGGCAGAUAAGAAAGCUGACACUAUGGAAAAUGGCAUUGUAAUGGAGGAAAAGCUCACUGAGGAACCGGAGAAUGACAUGUCAUCUCCCUUCAGCCUGCCUGGGGGCUGUAUGGAUCGAGUCAAGCAUUUCAUCUCCUGGCCCAUUUUGGUUCUGCUAUACUUCACCAUGCCCAACUGUGCCAAGCCACGGUGGGAGCACCUCUUCAUGCUGUCCUUCUUCCUCUCCACACUGUGGAUAGCCAUCUUCUCCUACUUCAUGGUGUGGAUGGUCACAAUUGUUGGAUACACACUUGGAAUCCCAGAUGUUAUAAUGGGUAUCACUUUCCUGGCUGCUGGCACCAGUGUUCCUGAUUGCAUAGCAAGUCUCAUUGUUGCUCGGCAAGGCCUGGGGGACAUGGCUGUCUCCAACACGAUUGGCAGUAAUGUCUUUGAUAUCCUGGUUGGACUCGGCGUUCCCUGGGGCAUCCAGACAAUGGCUGUCAACUACGGCUCUGUGAUUCAGAUCAACAGUAAAGGAUUGGUUUACUCUGUGGUGCUGCUACUGGGAUCGGUGGCUUUAACUGUGUUGGGCAUCCACGUUAACAGGUGGAGGUUGGACUUUAAGCUGGGCAUGUAUGUGCUUGUGCUUUAUGCCAUCUUCCUGUGCUUUUCCAUCAUGAUCGAAUACAAUGUUUUCACUUUUGUCAACCUACCCAUGUGUCAAGAGGAUCUUUAAGGCCAGAGGAUUUCCACUGGCUUGGAACCAAAUUACCUCCAGUUUGGACCAACACCCACACAACACACCCAAGGUCACCAAUAUUUCAGUUUCCUGUUAAUUCAAUUGCUCAAAACUAUUAAAUCUCCCUAAUGAGUCGCUACCAUUCAACAAAACCACUUGCAUAUCCUCACCACUGUGGCUCAGAUGGGAGAGCGGUAUUUCGAAGAACUGUGGCAUCAAAAUUCUUUACAUCAGUUCCAGGAAAUGACAUUCUCCUCGGCAGCUCUCUUUAUAACGGAAUACUCUUCCUCUUCUAAACCUCGGACAAUCGCAUUGCAGCCCCCUAACGUCUUUACUGGAUUAUUCAGUACAGGGGAUUCACACGAUACAACCCACUUACAGUUGAAGUCAGAAGUUUACAUACACUUUAGCCAAAUACAUUUAAACUCAGUUUUUCACAAUUCCUGAAAUUUAAUCAUAGAAAACAUUCCCUGUCUUAGGUCAGUUAGGAUCACAACUUUAUUUUAAGAAAUGUCAGAAUAAUAGUAGAGAAAAUGAUUUAUUUCAGCUUUCAUUUCUUUCAUCACAUUCCCAGUGUGUCAGAAGUUUACAUACAUUUUGUUAGUAUUUGGUAGCUUUGCCUUAAAAUUGUUUAACUUGGGUCAAACGUUUUGGGUAGCCUUCCACAAGCUUCUCGCAAUAAGUUGCUGGAGUUUUGGCCCAUUCCUCCAGACAGAACUGGUGUAACUGAGUAAAGUUUGUAGGCCUCCUUGCUCACACAUGCUUUUUCAGUUCUGCCGACAAAUCGGAUUGAGGUCAGGGCUUUGUGAUGGCCACUCCAAUACCUUGACUUUGUUGUCCUUAAGCCAUUUUUCCACAACUUUGGAGGCAUGCUUGGGGCCAUUGUCCAUUUGGGAGACCCAUUUGCGAUGAGCUUUAACUUCCUGGCUGAUGUCUUGAGAUGUUUCUUCAAUAUAUCCACAUAAUUUUCUUUCCUCAUGAUGCUAUCUGUUUUGUGAAGUGGCCAGUCCCUCAUGAAGCAAAGCACCCCCACAACAUGAUGCUGCCACCCCCAUGCUUCCCAGUUGGGAUGGUGUUCUUCAGCUUGCAAGCCUCACCCUUUUUCCUCCAAACAUAACGAUCGUCAUUAUGGCCAAACAGUUUAAUUUUUGUUUCAUCAGACCAGAGGACAUUUCUCCAAAAAGUAAGAUCUUUGUCCCCAUGUGCACUUGCAAUCUGUGGUCUGGCUUUUUUAUGGCAGUUUUGGUUCAGUGGCUUCUUCCUUGCAGAGCAGCCUUUCAGGUUAUGUUGAUAUAGGACUCAUUUUUACUGUGGAUAUAGAUACUUGUCUACCUGUUUCCUCCAGCAUCUUCACAAGGUCCUUUGCUGUUGUUCUGGGAUUGAUUUGCACUUUUCGCCCCAAACUACAUUCAUCUUUAGGAGACUGAAUGCAUCUACUUCCUGAGCGGUAUGGUGGCUGCGUGGUCCCAUGGUGUAUAUACUUGCGUACUAUUGUUUGUACAGAUGAGCGUGGUACCUUUAGGCAUAUGGAAAUUGCUCCCAAGGAUGAACCAGACUUGUGGAGGCCCACAAAUUUCUUUCUGAGUUCUUGGCUGAUUUCUUUAGAUUUUCCCAUGAUGCCAAGCAAAGAAGCACUGAGUUUGAAGGUAUGCCUUAAAAUAAAUCCACAUGUACACCUCCAAUUCAGUACACCUCCUAUCAGAAGCUAAUUGACUAAUUGUCUAAAGGCUUGACAUCAUUUUCUGGAAUUUUCUAAGCUGCUUAAAGGCAUAGUUAACUUAGUGUAUGUAAACUUCUGACCCACUGGAAUUGUGAUAUAGUCAAUUAAAAGUGAAACAAUCUGUCUGUAAACAAUUGUUAGAAAAAUUACUUGUGUCAUGCACAAAGUAGAUGUCCUAAACGACUUGCCAAAACUAUAGUUUGCUAAUAUUAAAUCUGUGGAGUGGUUAAAAAAUGUUUUAAUGACUUCAACCUAAGUGUAUGUAAACCUCUGACUUCAACUGUACAUCACAAACUGAACAUAAAUGCCAGUGACAAAGAAUGCUGCUCAUUCACAUAUGCAUUCACAAUCUACAUUCUCUCAUUUCUGUCUUCCCUCACACUGUGACAUGAACAUAAACGUAAUGCACUUUAUAUAAAGCAUAUGACAUCUAUAUCAUACUAAUUUAUGUCCUCCAGUAUGGAAAAAUUAAAGUACAUCUUUGAUGUGGUGCAAUAAAAGAGGGUAAUGACAUUAAACAACUGCCCUCGAGCAAAAGAUUUCUUCAGCUUGUUACAUGCAAGAAAACUUUAACGUUGAAAAUGAGACGCUAUCAUCAUGUUACAGAAUAACAGAAGUGGAGCAUAUUCUAUAUAGAUCAUGCAACAGAGGACUAGAUAUUAUAUAAUUCUGAUGAGCUGGAUGAUAUGUAUGAUAUGAUGUAGCCAUCUGGAAGCUUCCAGCAGGUGCCAGUCGGAGAGGUCAUCAAGAGGGGACCAGCUUCUAACGCAGUUGAAUUGAAGCUGUCCAAUCAGACACAUUUUGGUGUCCCCUUUAUCAUUAAAUGCACCCUGCAUUAACUAGUGAACCUAACCGAUCAUGAAAGCACACAUCAAAAGCUGCUCCUCACCUCUUUCUCAGCUCAGAGCAGACAACCCUCAGGAAAGCGAUUUUAUUGCUUUUUUUGUGGUGUGGAAGACUUACAGCUGCGGCUGCUUUAAUAUUUCGCACACUACAUACUGACGAGAUCCCAAACGGGCAUCCUGGAUUUUUGCAAACAUGCUACAAAUCGAUGCAUCUGUUGUUUAUAUGUAAAUACGACAUCAAUGAUCCUGUUUAAACCAGUGCUUCCUUACAGAUGAUGGGAGGGGGGUGGAUUUACAUGUGUGACCCCCAAGCGGUUGCUUUUUCUUUAUUUACAAGGCACCCUAACCUCCCUCUCUCUGGACCUUUUAUUACUGUUUGCGUGUAAUGCAUGAUUUGACACAAAGAAGCCAUUUUUCAGAAGGGCAUAAGCUUUGUGAGCUCACUGUCAAUGUCCCUACAAGGGUGAAUCUCACGAAAACGUGUCCAGAUGACAUUAUACAUAAGAAAUUAUAUUUUGCUUAAAGAAAAUAAAGCUUGUUAAGGGCUAUUACAAUUUUCUGCAAUUUUACAUUAUUUAAAAGUAAUCCUAUUACAAUAAAAAUACUGUAAUUAAUUAUAUAUAUUAAUUACAGUAUUUUUAUUAUAUAUAUAUAUAUAUAUAUAUAUAUAUAUAUGCAUAAAUUAAAGGCAGUAAUGCAAAUACUACCACAAAUACUGCCAAAACUUUACAAUUGAAAUUAUAUAGAAUUAUUUGUUUUUUUUUUCUGCAUUACAGUCAUAAGAAUUCUGGUGGGGCUGCUUAAAGGGAUAAUUCACCCAAAAAUGUAAUUCUCAACCUUUACUCACCCUCAUGCCAUCCCAGAUGUUUAUGACUGACUUUCUCCUGCUGAACAUAAAUGAAGAUUUUUAGAAAAAUAUUUCAAC